ACAACUGGAUAGAAGGAAAACAUAAACAGACGCCACGGCCAUUUGUUUUAUAGAGUUCAAGAAACAAGGCAUCAUGACCACCUCAGUGGACGACGGCAGCGAUCUUCAUUGCGUGUACGUCAGCGACGACCAAUACGCCGAUGGUAAAGCCGCCAAAAUCUGGAACCUGUAUAUCGGAUGUAAGCAACAGAGAACAUCCCAGUACAAAGACUGGCUGUGCGGGGUGCUCAAAGACUACGACUGUAGGACAGUCCUAGACGUGGCAUGUGGCACGGGAGUUGACUCGAUCAUGCUGUUGGAGGAAGGAUUCAACGUCACGAGCACAGACGGAAGUGACAAGAUGCUCAAAUAUGCCCUUAGAGAACGCUGGGAGAGACGAAAGGAAACCAUCUUUGACAGUUGGGAAAUUGAAGAGGCUAACUGGCUAACCCUUGCUGACGACAUAGAACAUCUCAAACCGGAAGGAGGAUUCGAUGCUUUAAUCUGUCUCGGAAACUCAUUCGCUCAUCUCCCAGAUGACAGCGGAGAUCUCCGAAACCAAAAAAUUGCACUAAGUCACUUCCGUUCAAUGUUAAAACCUGGGGGAAUUCUCAUCAUAGAUCAUCGUAACUACGACGCUAUUCUGGACAAAGGCAGAGCGCCUGCUAAAAACAUAUACUACAACAGUGAUCACAUCUUGGGCAUCGAGUGCUGCAACGUGUACGUCAAUGGGAAAGCGACGUCAGUGACGUUGGAUUACACGCUAGACGUGUCCAAAGCUUUUGAGAACCAGUCACUGGUGCGAAAACCUAUGAUGGAUUUGGACAAUGAGAAAAUUAACCACAAGUUCCGUUUGUCCUACUACCCUCAUCGCUUGAACGAUUUCUCAACCCUUCUCACCAAAGUCUUCUCCAACGACAGCGUGCACCAUAUUUACGCCGACUUCAAAACGCUGGAGGAGGAGGACCAGCCGGCGUAUUACAUUCACGUCGUGCAGAAGGCAGUUUGACGUUGACGUCACUGACGUUGGAACGACUGUGUGAUUGUGUGUAAUUGGAAUGGAAAUGAGAAUGUAUGGUGUCGAAGAACAUUGGUGAGAAUAAUCGAGAUCCGGAAAUAUUUAUCGUUGUACUCUGCGUUAAUAUUUUGUCUACCCAUGUUCUUCAAAACUUUUCAACCGCCUAUGCAAUCUAUAUUUUGAAAAAUUCUGAAAGAACUGUGGGAUGUAGAGUAAUGGUUUGCACAGAUUUGCGAAGCUUGCAUCUUUAGUGACACAAACAAAUCAUUUUAGCAUCAUUUUGGUCAAUGUAAUUGCAUGCAUAAAUUUCACGUAGAACGGUCUUUAGAGAAAUUUUGAAGAUUUACAGUAGCUGCAUUCGCUCUGUUGUGACUGUAGAUAACCGUUUUCGAUAAAAGCUACAUUGUGGGAACAAUAAAACAUAUUCUGUAUAUGUGCCAGACUUGUUUUAAGAGUUUUGGUGCUUCCUAUGCAUGGCUAGUAACCAUACUGUGUAUAUAUCGUCGACUUAUACACGUAUGCUGUCAUACUGUAAAUAUGUCUCCGACUUAUACAUGUAAACUGCCAUACUGUGUAUGGUCAUGAUGAAUCCUGGGACCACGCAGCUAGGUUGUAGAUUUACUGGUUUCCACGUAUCUGUUAUAUAUUGAAACAAUGUGCAUUCAUGUUACGCCUACAUAUUGACACACUCAGUAUUCAUAUCCAUGACAAUUAAAAUCAUGUGUUUGGGAGGAAUAUAUAAGCACAUUGCAAAACGGAAGUCAUUCUCUGAUGGGAAAUAAAGGUUUGUCGUGACAUCGGCUGUAAAGGUGAUAGAAAUUUUGAGUGAUGGCAUUUUGGGCUUCAGCAUGGUACCAUAAAAGGUGUGAUACGUAUGGAGGGUUGAGGGAUUGUGUAGUGCUAAUAUAAUUGUGGCGUAGUCUCUAUGUAUGCUGUACAAGGUAUACUAUAUUAAGCUUAGAUAUUUAAGUGAGCUAAGCAACAAUGCUUUUAUCGUGUGCAAUGUUAAAUGUGUCGUACAACGGUAUAGUCUGUGAUAACGGAAUAUGAUUUAUUUAUUUACCUUAUUGGUGUUUUACGCAGUGCUCAAGAAUAAUUCACUUACCCGACGGCGACCAGCGUUAUGGUAGGGGAAACUCAUGACCAUCCACAGGUUGCUGUCAGAUCUUCCCACGGCCGGAGAGGAAGCCAGCAUGAGCUGGACUUGAACUCACAGUGGCUACAUUUUUUAGAGGCCCGAGGGUCAUUACGCCGCGAAGCACGCUAUUCAACUGAGCC
Liolophura sinensis is the source of this 2275-nucleotide messenger RNA. RefSeq names its product glycine N-methyltransferase-like. NCBI's taxonomy places the organism in Eukaryota, Metazoa, Mollusca, Polyplacophora, Chitonida, Chitonidae. Gene Ontology annotation, biological process: regulation of gluconeogenesis; protein homotetramerization; S-adenosylmethionine metabolic process. Gene Ontology annotation, cellular component: cytosol. Bases 74 to 988 code for a protein of 304 amino acids. The record is from RefSeq and is a predicted model, not a curated record. The transcript is spliced from 5 exons. Gene Ontology annotation, molecular function: S-adenosyl-L-methionine binding; glycine binding; glycine N-methyltransferase activity.